Messenger RNA from Cimex lectularius (bed bug), 1283 nucleotides. RefSeq lists its product as uncharacterized. Bases 79 to 501 code for a protein of 140 amino acids. NCBI's taxonomy places the organism in Eukaryota, Metazoa, Arthropoda, Insecta, Hemiptera, Cimicidae. The record is from RefSeq and is a predicted model, not a curated record. The transcript has 3 exons.
GGUUUCCAUGGAUACUUGCUUUCCAAUAUUGAAACACUUUUGUGUGAAAAUUUUGAAAAGUGCUUUUGAUUUUCAAAUAUGGUAACUUUAACUAAAGUCUUUGGAUGUGCUGCAUUGGCAUGGGUUGGAAGCGGUAUUGCUGUCCGCCUGUACCAGAGCAUGAGGAGGAGAAAGAGGGCUAGGGUUGUUGAUGAUGAGAUUGUUGAAUACAGGGAGCCAGGUCAGUACCUGUUUGACAACAAUUAUAACUUGACUCUGUUUGGUCACUUGGUCCUCACCAUGGAAGAGAAAAGUUUGCUUUAUAAGUAUGUUUCUUGCGAAAAACUCUUUCAACGAUUUGGAUGUUGGGACGUUGUCAUUGCUGAGUUGAACAUGCUGAACGCAGUACUUGAGAAGUUACAUGACAAGUAUGAUGUCAAAGAUAUGUCAAAAGUUGCCAGCAUUGUUAAAGCAAAAUUGACCGAAUUGUCAUUCAAGGUUGACCAAAACCAAAAUGUAUGAAUGAUUUGUGGCAGUGAGAGUCGUGGUGUGUGCUCAGUGGGUAGAUAGCUACAUUUUAUGGGAAUAAUCGAUCAAUUUUAAAGCAUGUUAUGAUGAUCUAAAACUGGUGUUUGGAAUACUGUGUAGCCAGUGUAAAGUUGCUUUACUUGAUGGACUCCCAAGAAAACAAAUGUAGCUAUUGAAGCCAAGUCAUCAGCAAGUUUUGUCUCUAAGUAUUGUUUUAAUGAAGGCAGAGGUGAUAAUUGCUAUGCAUGAUACAACACUGAUUGACUGAUUGAUUCAACUGAAGAAGAACCAUGGUUGUUUUUGUGUGUUGAAAUUAGAGGAAUGGUGUGUGAAAGUUCUAGACAGGUGAGAUGUUUGAUGGUUUCAAUUUUUGCAUGUACCUAGUGAAGAUGGAGUAUAGCACCAUGGCUUUUAACUUGGCAGAAUGUUUGAUGGUUUCAAUUUUUGCCUGUAUCUAUUGAAGAUUGUGUAUGCACGGCAUGAAAGCAUCGUGACUUUUAACUUGGCAGAGUGUUUGAUGGUUUCAAUUUUUGCCUGUACCUAGAGAAGAAGGAGUAUAGCAUCAUGGCUUUUAACUUGGCAGAAUGUUUGAUGAUUUCAAUUUUUGCCUGUAUCUAGAGAAGAAGGAGUAUAGCAUCAUGGCUUUUAACUUGGCAGAAUGUUUGAUGGUUUCAAUUUUUGCCUGUUACUAGUGAAGAUUGUGUAUGCACAGCAUGAAAGCAUUGCGACUUUUAACUUGGCAGAAUGUUUGAUGGUUUCAAUUUUUGCCUGUACCU